Molecule: messenger RNA, 1546 nt
Organism: Porites evermanni
Lineage: Eukaryota; Metazoa; Cnidaria; Anthozoa; Scleractinia; Poritidae
Source: the annotation of a GenBank genome assembly
AUGCAAAGAUCUCAAAGGAAAAGAUGUGCUCCUUCCUGGCUGAAAGAGAAGCCUUACAUCAAAGUAAGAUUUACGCAAGACGGCAUGAUUACGAAAGUUUUGGAAUCGUGGAAAAUAAAACUUUCGGAAGGCGGGAAACACUUAGUUGGCUCUCUUGCCAACUUCAGUUUUCGAGUGGACCAGCAAGUUUGGUGCUACUGGAAGACUGUAGACGAGAGAGAAAAAUGUUACUUCGAGGGCAAAAUUAUCGAAAUUUGGGAUGAUUCCGGUGUUACAGCGGAGAUCGAAGCAGAUGAAGAUCAAACGAUUCCCGUAACAAAUGACUUUGAAGCGUUGGAAGAAGUUGAAGGUAAGAAAAUGACACAGCUUUAUAUAGGCUAUCGAGAAGUAACAGUUUAAACAUGAUCAUGCAUGAUCAAAGAGUGUACAAAGUGUAGUUUUAAUGAAGAAUAAGGGAUCCUUAAACUGAAACUGGGCCUAUGGAAAGCGUGCUCUGAAGCGGUUAUGUUUGAUGUUUAAGGACUCGUUCUUCAAAGUCCUCCGACAAAGUGAACCUGAGACGACUCAUUACUCCAACCAGGAUUUAAAAUUCAAAACUAAUUAUUAAAAACUAUCGUUCAGUUCUAGUGUCGGAAAUAUACUAAAAAAAGUUUUGCUUGCAUUUGGCAGCUGCAAAUGGGGAGGUUUCCCCUAAAAAAAAGAAACAGAAGCGGACGAAAGAAAUGAAAAAGACCGCCAAACCCCAAGUUGCCAAUUACGUCGACGAAGAGGUAAGCUUAUUUUUGAUGUUAAAAGACAUUUAAGAAAGUUGUGAUUUCCUGUUGAUUCAUAAUGAACAAAGAACAGUAAAAAAUUGCUUUUAGCACUUUGAAUUAAUUUUUAAUUUCAGCUUAAUAACAAUAAAUAAAUCAAGGUCAAUGGCUUGGAUGACAUGAAUUCGCAUUCCACCUUUGUUCAGAAGAGAGAAAAAGAAUAGUUACAUUAUUAACUGCGAAUGGCAACUAACUCUCCUGUUUUACUAUAAUGUUUGAUAAAAUCAGGCAACUUUCUUAUCAUUUGGGUAGGUAAAAGCAGCAAAGCAACUUGAAAACAAGAAAAAGCGGGAAGAGGAAAAGGCAAAACAUGAAGACAACCUGCAGCAGAGCAAAGAGCUGCUGAAAGUCUCCGACGAAAGCAUGGUAUGCAUUUACAUGGCAUUAGUAGAAGUAAUAUCCAUACUUUUUACAGUAAUGGAAGAUUAUUAUUGACUCUUUCUUUUAACAUUACUUUUGUAAUUCCCUACAGAUGCAGCCCAAAACAAUAAACUGUAAAACAACCCAGAUAAUUUUUGUCUUAUUGUUUUGCACGCUCCAACUACACCAAGAAGCUAUAUUCAAUAUAAGGGUCUCUUACUCAUCUAAUCUAUAUAAUUGUAUUAAAAUUGCAGGAUAUGCUCUUUGACUUUAUGAAACAAAUUACAUCUCGUCUGGAAAGAAUAGAAGAAAAAGUUGACAGAGAGAGUCAGAACUUGCAGAGGCUUCUAAAAAAAAUAGAGAAACGAAAGGCA